CUGCCUCCCUCUGCGUGUCUCCGCAGGUGAUCCAGGCCGUGUUCUUCGGACUGUGCGUCCUGAUCGAUGUGUCCAGUCUGCUGACUAAGGGAGGCGACAGCAGGGAGCAGGAGCGGCAGCUGAGGAAGCUGAUUGGCCUGAGGGACUGGAUGAUGGCCGUGCUGGCCUUCCCUGUUGGAGCGUUUGUGGUCUUUACAUUCUGGUCUCUCUACCUGUACGACAGAGAACUGGUCUACCCAAAACUACUGGACAACUUCAUCCCUCAGUGGCUCAACCACGGCAUGUUGGACAUGUCUGGUAAACCACCAACAGAAGGCCCCCUGGAGAGUCCUGACUCAAUGCCCCAACCUCCUCAACUGGCUCCCUUCGACAUGUCGGAGCAGCGGCUCGCCAUGUCGGAGCAGUGA
Paralichthys olivaceus (Japanese flounder) is the source of this 407-nucleotide messenger RNA. The record is from RefSeq and is a predicted model, not a curated record. NCBI's taxonomy places the organism in Eukaryota, Metazoa, Chordata, Actinopteri, Pleuronectiformes, Paralichthyidae.